AUGAUUAUAUUUAAAUCCAAACCUGAUGACUUGUCAUAUUUAGAUAUUUCCAGGUUAACAUUCGAAGCGGUAUUAGAAGUGGUGAUUAUUUGUUUUGCCGGUUUUAUCGCCGCUAAAACCGGAUUAUUAAAUACCAAUGGACAAAAAGUUAUUAGUGCAUUAAAUGUUGACUUGUUUACACCUUGUUUAGUGUUCAGUAAAUUGGCUCCAUCUUUAAGUUUAGAGAAAAUGGUUGAUAUUAUUAUAAUUCCAAUCUUUUACUUUUUAUCAACAGGUAUUUCAUUCUUAUCAUCAAAAUUCAUGGGUAAGGUAUUAGCAUUAAAUGAACCAGAAACUGAUUUUGUCACUGCAAUGGCAGUUUUUGGUAAUUCUAAUUCAUUACCUGUAUCAUUAACAUUAUCCUUGGCUUAUACAUUACCUGAUUUAUAUUGGGAUGAUAUCGAAAAUGAUACAAAAGAAGGUAUUGCAUCCAGAGGUAUUUUAUAUUUAUUGAUUUUCCAACAAUUAGGUCAAAUUUUAAGAUGGUCUUGGGGUUAUAAUAAAUUAUUAAGGAAAAGAUCUCAUGAAGAAUUACACACUUAUCAUUUUAAAACCGAUAAUGAAGAAACUAUUUAUAAUAACAUAACUGAAAAUAGUUUACAAGUUGAUACAUCAAUUGAUUCUCAAAAUGAAACCACUUCAUUAUUAUCAAGACCUCCAACUUCAUAUACAAUCACAGAAUCUAAUGUUGAUUCUACUGUCACAUCUGCUGCACCUUCAACUACCAGUAUUAAAUUUACUGCCAAAUUAAAAAGUUUCGGUAAAAAUGUUUUGGAUUUCAUGAAUCCUCCAUUAUAUGCCAUGUUAAUUUCUAUCAUCAUAGCUACUGUACCUAAAUUACAGGAUAUUUUCUUCACUAAAGGUACUUUCAUUUCAAAUACUGUUACCAAAUCAAUUACUCAAUUAGGUUCAGUUUCAAUUCCUUUGAUUUUAAUUGUUUUAGGAUCAAAUUUAUAUCCUUCAAAAGAUAUUCCUCCACCAUCAAAACAUUAUAAUAAGAUAAUUUUUGGUUCAUUAUUAUCAAGAAUGAUUUUACCUUCAAUUAUUUUAUUACCAUUAAUCACAUUAUGUGUUAAAUUCUUCAAAAUAAGUAUUUUAGAUGAUCCUAUCUUCUUAUUGGUAGCUUUUAUUUUAACUACAUCACCACCAGCUAUUCAAUUAAGUCAAAUCACUCAAUUGAAUGGUAUUUAUCAAAAGGAAAUGUCUGGAGUUUUGUUUUGGGGUUACGUGGUAUUUUCAUUACCUUCUACUAUGUUAGUUGUUGUAUCAAGUUUAGAAGUUUUGAAAUGGGCCAAUCCUUAA
Messenger RNA from Yamadazyma jaroonii, 1341 nucleotides. The record is from the annotation of a GenBank genome assembly. Lineage: Eukaryota; Fungi; Ascomycota; Pichiomycetes; Serinales; Debaryomycetaceae.